AUGUCAGCAGAGCAAAGACUGAAACGCCUUGAAGAAGUUUUUCUCAAGGGAGCAGCAAAGAGUAAUGGGCUGGCUCUGAGUGUGGAGUCCCUUCUGGAUUCCUUUCUCGUUUUGUAUGAUGAGUGCAACAGUGCAGGAUUGCGCAGAGAGAAAAAUAUCAGCGAGUUUGUGGAAUCCACUCGCCCUGUGUCAACAUUUGUCCGCCAGCAUAGAUUGCAGAGAGAUGACUUUGAAACAUUGAAAAUAAUUGGCCGUGGGGCUUUUGGAGAAGUGGCUGUUGUUAAAGAGAAGUCAACAGAAAAUGUGUAUGCUAUGAAAAUCUUGAACAAGUGGGAAAUGUUGAAAAGGGCAGAGACGGCGUGCUUCAAGGAAGAACGGGAUGUUUUGGUUUAUGGAGACAGAAGAUGGAUAACCAAUCUUCAUUUUGCCUUUCAAGAUGAUAACUAUUUGUAUCUAGUGAUGGAUUACUACUGUGGAGGUGACUUAUUGACUCUGCUAAGUAAAUUCGAGGAUCGUCUGCCAGAGGACAUGUGUAAAUUUUAUGUUGCUGAAAUGGUGCUAGCAAUUAAUUCCCUUCAUGAGCUCCAUUAUGUGCACAGGGAUAUCAAGCCAGACAAUGUGUUGUUGGAUCGCAGUGGCCAUAUUGUCCUGGCUGAUUUCGGUUCCUGUCUGAAGUUAAUGGAAGAUGGCACUGUUCAGUCUUCUGUUGCAGUUGGGACUCCUGAUUACAUAUCACCAGAAAUACUUAGGGCUAUGGAAGAUGGGCAUGGGCGCUAUGGGCCAGAAUGUGACUGGUGGUCAUUGGGCGUGUGUAUGUAUGAGAUGCUGUAUGGAGAAACACCCUUCUAUGCAGAAUCAUUGGUUGAAACUUACGGAAAGAUUAUGAACCACCAGACACGGUUUGAGUUUCCAACUGAUGUAGAUGAUAUAUCACCUGAAGCUCAGGACUUGAUAAGAAGACUGAUUUGUCCACCUAAUACCAGAUUUGGCAAAAAUGGUUUAGAAGAUUUCAAGGGCCAUUCGUGGUUCUCAUCUAUUGACUGGGCUAACAUUCGUGACAUGGACCCACCGUAUAGACCUGAAGUCACAGGUGCAACAGACACAUCAAAUUUUGACGUUGAGGACAUGGAUUUCAAACACACGGACACAGUCCCACCCACUUCUCAUGCCACAUUCAAAGGCCACCAUCUUCCAUUUGUUGGGUUUACCUUUACCAAAGAUUGUAAACUCUCAGACUUGGGUGUCUUGAUGCCAGACAGUGGUGACAGUGGUGACAAGAAGCCUGAAGCCAUACAGAAUGAAAUAUUUGAACGGAAAAUCAAAGGAUUAGAGACGGAAAAUAGAGAAAUGAAUACUCGAAUUCAAGAAUACCUGGCUACAAUUUGCCAGUUACAAAGUUUGGAAAACAGCGGAGGAGCAGCAUCUGGUCCAGAUGAAAACGACUCCAGACAGUUGAAAGAAGAAGUUGCUGUAUUGCACAGAGUCAUAGCAGAAUCUCAAACAGAGAUUGGUAGUUUAGAACAAGAACUGAAAAGAUCAAGUGAACUUGUCCUGGACUUGGAGAGGAAGCUUAGGCUAAGUGAAGAUGAGAAAACUGCUUUUGAAAAGGAGCUGCAGGAAGCUCGAGAUAAAUAUAAAACUCAGUCAAGAGAGCUUAAAGAGGCCUUGAACAAACAGAAGCUUGCAAUGGAUGAGUACACAGACAUUAAUGAUCAAUCAGAAACAAGUAAGGAACACCGUCUUCGGGAGAGGGCAGAAUUAUAUGCUCAAGACUUGGAGGCUGAGAUGGAGAGUUUGAAAAGGAGGCAGAUGGGACGCUUAGCAACCACCAGUGUUGUGGAGAUGACCCAAGAAAUCUCAAGAUUAAAGGCAGAAAUUGAAGAAAAGAAACUGGAGUACGAAGAGAAGAUGUCCCGUUUAACUUCCAAGCACAGCUCAGAAAUAAAUGAAAUCAAAUACCAGCUUCAGGACAGUGACAACAAAAAAUCUGAGCUGGAGAGGGAAGUGGCUAAACUUCAAGCCAAACUGACUGAACAGCUGCACAGUAAAGAGCUUCAGGAGAGGAUCACUGUCUUACGCUCUCAGGCUGACAAUGCAGAUCACAAAGUCAAGGCUCUCACUGAAGAGAAUGAGAGGUUGCAAGAGGAAUCUGUAUCUCAAUCCAACCGCAUCGACAGCUUGAUGAGAGAAAGAAGUCAAAUGGAGGAGGAGAUCCGAGAAAUUUAUGACAAACGGGAGUCUGUUGCUCAGUGGGAAGCUCAGAUCUCUGAAAUAAUUAAAUGGGUGAGUGAUGAAAAGGAUGCCCGUGGCUACUUGCAAGCUUUGGCCACAAAAAUGACAGAAGAGCUGGAAACGCUUAAAGUUAUGGGUGUGUCGGAUGAAUCGAAUCGCCACAGAUGGAGGAACCGUCGUUCCGCUAAAAUGGAGAAGAUGGAACUGUUAAACCUCCAGUCACAGUUACAGUCUGAGCUUCAAGCAAAGCAGCAGAUUAGCGCUGAGCUGUCCAGGACCAAAGAUGAGCUUACCACUACAGAAAAUAAAUUACAAGAAAGUACAAAACUGGUGAAUGAGUUAAAAGCCAAAGUUGAAGACCUGGAGACAAAAUUGAACAAAGCUAAUGAUAAUUGGGAGUCGAGAAGGGGAGAUAACACUUCAAUCUUUGAGUACUUGAAUGAUAAAUAUGCAUUGUUGCCUGAUCAAAUCUCUAUUGAAAGUGAGAGAGAAGAAGACAGUGAAGCUGACAAUACCUCAAGGACAGACUCACGAACAGACUCUCGUACAGAUUUGAGGCUAGGUAGUGAUUCUGAACCAUCAGUGCCUAGAGAAAUACCUUAUACUCAGCCUUAUGAGCCAGUAAGAUCGUGGGGUGUGAGCACAACAGGUAGCCCCAUUCAACAGCGGUUAGGUUCUCAAGGAAGCACGGAUACACCUCGUUCUCCAAAGUCUCCUCAUGGCAGACAGCACAGAUUUAUUGUCAAGUCUUUCCAGUCCCCUUACAAAUGUAACUUCUGCACCAGCCUACUUGUGGGGCUCCAGCGCCAGGGUAUCACGUGUGAAGCUUGUUCGUACACCUGUCAUGUGUGGUGCAUGGACAAAUGUCCUGACCAGUGUCCGGUUCCCCCUGAACUUUACAAGCGUCCUUAUGGAAUUGAUAUAAAUAAAGGACAGGGCACAGCAUAUGAGGGUUUUGUUAGAAUCCCAAGGUUAGGUGGCAUUAAGAAAGGCUGGGCGAGAGAAUAUAUGGUGGUCUGUGAUUUUAAACUGUUUCUGUAUGAAAUUCCUGCUGACAAGACAUGGCCCAAUCAGGAGGUCCAACAAGUGGUUGACAUGAGAGAUGAAGAGUUUUCUGUAUCAGCUGUGUCACCAAGUGAUGUGAUUCAUGCAAAUAAAAGGGAUGUUCCUUGCAUUUUCAGAGUUACAACUUCAGAGAUGAACCCACCAGGAACACAGCAUCAGAUACUUUUAAUGGCUGAUAAUGAGAAGGAGAAGGACAACUGGUUGAAAAUCCUGUCCCAGCUCCAUAUAAUACUGCGCAGCAGGAAUCUCCCCAACAAGAAUGUAUAUAGUGCUCAAGAAGUAUGUGAUAACUCACUUCCUCUAGUGAAAAGUACAUACUGUGCUGUCAUUUUAGAUUCAUCAAGACUCAUUUUAGGAACAGAUGAUGGAUUGUAUAUAGUUGAUUUGACCAAGGAUCAGUUUGUGCGCAUUGGAGACAGAAGUGAGAGGAAGCAAGUGUUCCAGGUUGAUUUGUUGCAGGAGCAGCAACUGGGCUACCUUGUUUAUUUAAGUGGCAAGCAAAGACAUAUAAAGCUUCUGCACCAGUCAGCCUUAGAAAACAAUGACUGCGAACCGUUGAAGAUCAACGAAACUAAAGGAUGCCAGAUAUUUUGCCAUGGGGAAAUUCGACAGCCUCAUGGUGGCAACUCUUGUUGCCUGUGUGUGGCUAUCAAACGCACAGUUCAGGUUUAUGAGAUCAACAAGACACGCCAGAAAUACCGCAAGAUGAAAGAUAUUCAGGUGGCUGGUCAGGUUCAGUGUAUAGAGAUGAUGAGUGAUCGACUCUGUGUCGGCUACCCUUCAUGUUUCGCCAUCUAUUGUGUCCAGGGGGAUGCAGCUCCCAUGACCUUAGUCAGCACUGAGGACAACACCCUGAGUUUCCUGGUGAAGAAUCCCAUUGAUGCCAUGUUUGCAGUUGAAUUGUCACAAAAGGAGUAUCUCUUGGUCUUCAACAUUGUAGGGGUCUAUGUCAACAACAGUGGAAAUCGUAGCAGGCAGCAAGAGAUUCUCUGGCCUGCAACACCUGUAGCUGUUAGCUAUACAGCACCCUACCUGGCAUGUUACUCAGAAAACUCUGUCUACAUUUUUGACGUUAACACUUCUGAAUGGUUACAGACACUGUGCCUCAAAAGGACAAAACCUCUUUGUAAAGAUGGCUCUCUGAAUUUUAUCAACAACUUUGACUCACAGCAUAUUGUCUACUUCAAAGAUAUCAAGAAAGAAGAAGAGAGAUUACCUGUAAUGGACAUCUUCAAACAGAAGAGCAGCAGGAACAAACGUAGGUUUUCUUUCAAAACAUUGCAGGAGGAGAAAGCCAGCAAAGUGCCUGAAAGACGUAGCCGAGAGAUUUCAGGUCCUUUGAACUUCAGCCACAUCGCUCAUGUGGGACCAGGGCAGCUGAUGGCUGCCUCGCAGAUUGCUCCGCCAGCUCAGACUGACAGAAGAUCAAGAGUUAUUUCCCCACCAUCUAAUUUUAGUCACAUUGCCCACAUAGGACUGGACCAAGGAUAUCAAGUACUCAUUGAUUUACCAAAAACUGGAGCAGCUGCGGGCAGCGAGGAAAUGCAGAGAGUGAAAAGUAUGUUUCAGCCACAGUUGAAGUCUAUACAUGAAACUCAAGGACGAGGGGCCAGACCUACUAGUACUCAGUAUAAUGGUACCACAGGAGGCAGAGGGGGUGAUAACUUGCCUAGACGUGGGAGAGGAAGUGGUCGAUCUCUUCCUCCUCAGGUACCAGGGAGGGGUGGCGAAUCAUAUGCACAGCAGGAGCAGAGUAGCUUUGAAAAGGAAAUGUCUUCACAGAUUUUUGAAGAUAGCAUGGAGCCUGCUGGGUAUUGGAGGCGCUCAGUGGCAUCAAAUGCCAGCAGUAGCCUGUCUCCGCCCAGCUCCAACAGACAAAGCCUGGUAGAGGAUGAUGAGAGCUCGCCUCCUGCUAAUGUUGCCGAAGCAUUUAACACACAGCUCUGA
Molecule: messenger RNA, 5244 nt
Organism: Candidula unifasciata
Lineage: Eukaryota; Metazoa; Mollusca; Gastropoda; Stylommatophora; Geomitridae
Source: the annotation of a GenBank genome assembly